CGAUAUGACAUCAGCUGAUAACAAGCUUGAAAGCAUAAAUGGAUAAACACUGUUCCUUUCCUAAAAGAGAAAGUAUUGUUCAGGGAGAUAUAUAAGCCAUCCUUUUUUUUGUUUUUAUCUUUCGUUAUUUUCUUUAUUACUAUAAUGGCUUCUACUAUGACUCCCACUGAAUCCAAGUACUCUUCUUUUAUGAAGCCUACUAAAUUCUGGCAAAAAUCUACUUCAUCACCUGCUAUUCCUCAACAUGAAAGCCCACAAGAAACAAGGAACAGUUAUUUACCCUCAUUGAAAUUCAAAAAGUCUAAAUCAACAAGCACAGUGAUAGCAUUAGAAGAAUCUGGUAAAUCAGAAGUCUACAAACUAUCUACGAUUGACCAUACUGGUAUCUAUAUGCCUCCUUCACCUGGUUUGUCGGGUAAAAGAGACCAUUGGAUUGAAGUGAACGAAGAUAAGAUGAUGGACUUUCAUUUACCAAGUUCAGAUUGUUUAACACGCCAUAUCAAUGAAAAGCAUGAUUUCUAUACACCUUCAAGCUUUGUCAAUUCCCAGCCUUAUAUUUUGCCGAUGCCUACCAAUAUGUCAGAGUCCACACUCUCUACGGUGCCUUCGUUAGAAGAUGAUAGUCAUUCAGAUAUCAUUUCAUUUUAGAUCAUUCGUAUAUAAUUUCAUAAUAAUUAAUUCUUAUAAUAAACUUACAACAUCAUAGCUUAAA
This is a messenger RNA of Gilbertella persicaria, 712 nucleotides long. RefSeq lists its product as uncharacterized. Bases 145 to 648 code for a protein of 167 amino acids. The record is from RefSeq and is a predicted model, not a curated record. Lineage: Eukaryota; Fungi; Mucoromycota; Mucoromycetes; Mucorales; Choanephoraceae. The transcript has a single exon.